Exaiptasia diaphana is the source of this 3088-nucleotide messenger RNA. RefSeq names its product aprataxin and PNK-like factor. The transcript has 9 exons. The record is from RefSeq and is a predicted model, not a curated record. Bases 117 to 1670 code for a protein of 517 amino acids. Lineage: Eukaryota; Metazoa; Cnidaria; Anthozoa; Actiniaria; Aiptasiidae. Gene Ontology annotation, molecular function: protein binding; 3'-5' exonuclease activity; DNA-(apurinic or apyrimidinic site) endonuclease activity. Gene Ontology annotation, cellular component: nucleus; site of double-strand break. Gene Ontology annotation, biological process: double-strand break repair.
UAGUCUCGUCGCAUAAGGCCAUUGAUCUCGACGAUUUUUUGCCAAAAUGGUGGCCUGUUAAUCGACUUUCUCUGCAGAAAAGUAGUUCUGUUGUUGAUAAAAGAGGCUCGUUCGUCAUGUCAAGUAGUCAGUUCGCGUUGAGGCCAAUCGACGGCGGUAAAAACACCAUACUACCCAUUGGGUCGACCUCCAUUGGACGUGGGCCUUUGCUUAGUGUUGUAGACAAAAGAGUGUCAAGGUCACAUGCUAUUCUUGAUGUUGGAAAUGACAAGUUGACAGUCACAGCAACACAUGCAAAUCCAACAUUUUACAAGACUGCAGAAAAAGAGGCCUUUUCAGCCUUGAAGAAAGAUGARAGCAAGGAGCUUCAUAUUGGUGACCAGAUAUCACUUCUCCCAGAUCAACAUGUUUUUGAAGUGAUACAAGAGCCCAUUUCAGAAAGCAAGAAAGAACUUUUAGAAACUGCUGUACCUAAUAAUUCCAAAGAGGAAAAUGGKUCACCAAAAGAUAAGGAUGAUAUUGAUGUACAGUCGGAAUCGAAUUCAAAUUCAAACAGUGCUGAUAGAGAAAACGAAAGUGAAGUGACAGAACACUUUCAGGAGCAACCAGCACAACCAGAAGCUCAGAUCUUAGACAAAAACCGAACACUUCCAAACUGGAUGCUACCAGGCGACACCAAACCCGAUACACUCGACCGUCCCCCUCCUAAAAAACGUGGUCGACCUAAGAAGGUCAAACUGCCCGAAAACGCGGAAGUCACAGAAGAACAAAACGGAAGUAAAAACGAAUUCUUCCCACCGGUUGAUGAGCAACCAAUAUACGCAAUGGACCACUGGGUAGACGACUACGAAGACGACGACGAAGAUAGUGAUAAUGACGAUGAUGAGGAAGAGGAGUGGAGCCCAGUACCUAAAGGAACUGGCAGGGGAAGAGGUCGGGGAAGAGGGCGAGGGCGAGGUCGUGGACGCGGACGUGGCAGAGGGCGUGGAAGAGGGAGAGGAAGGGGUCGCGGUAGACCGCCUUUAAAACGACGCAAAUCAAAGCAGUAUAGUGAUGACGAUAGUGAAGAUGAAAUCAGCGACGAUGAAGAAUUCUAUGAAAAACCUAUUAAGUUACGAAAGAAAUCACGUGAUAUUAGCGAUAGCGAGGAGGAGCAGGAGCCUUCAAAGGAAGAGGAAGAAGGAAAUGGUGAGAUAGAAACUGACCCAUCCAAGAAGAAACUUCCGCCMUGUCCUUACGGCAAACUAUGUUAUAGAAAAAACCCUGCCCAUUUCGACGAAUAUUCACAUGCGGAUUUUUCGAGUGAAAGUGUAGAGAAACCAGACUGUCCUUAUGGAGCUGAAUGCUAUAGUACAAACCGACAACAUUUACACGAAUAUAAACACCCACAAUCAACAGAUUCAAGUCGACCAAAAAGGAAAGCUUCGAUAACAGGAAAACAUAGCGAUGCCGAACAUGAAAACAUCGACGAGGAAGAACCAAACCCACAAGAUUUCCCUGACAUUUAUCAAGAAAAGAAUGAAUCGUCGAGUAGUGAGAGUUACAACCAGCCGUCAGGAGACGACAGUGACUGGAACCCAGGCGACGACGAUGAAGACGAGGACGUCAAAGAACUGCUGACCGAAGCACGAGGAUUCCUUCGGAGUAAGAAACUAGCCAGGCCUGUGUAGUUUGAGCAGUUUGAACUGUCGUCAUAGUCGUUUUUUGAUAGAGUACUAUGUAUUCUUAAAACAUCGUAGCUUACAUAGCUUAUACAUAUUCAAUAUAUAUAGCUAUAUUCGCUUUAUUGGAGUGAGUUUAAGGCAAUUUCCAAAAGCGAAAUCUCACAUUUUCUAAAUUCAAUACAAAUGAUAUGGAAAUCCUGAAGAAACAAAGGAUUUGUAUUGAAUUCGGUCUAUCCUAGAGAUUCRGCGUUUGGAGGAGACCUUGGUGUUUCUAGUUCUUUUCUUUCAUUCCUUGAUAAUGCCGAGGAUAACGAGGUUAGCCCGUAUUUUCAAGAUUAAUCAAACGUAGUGUACAUCGUUUUAGAUUAGCUAUCGAGAUCUUCAAGUUGUUCUUUCGAUAGAAAGAAAAAAAUGUGACGAGUAUACUGGCUUCACAACCUUAUCCAACAAUGUAUGAGUAAUCAUUCUAUUACCAGAGCCUGCGCUAUUACUUACCAGCAGAAGACAACAAUCUAGUCUCCUCUCGCAGCCAUUAUKAGGCUCGUUCCCAGUUCCUUCAUAAAGGCUGCGAGAGRAGASUAACAGCAAUCGCAUUUGUGGAUUUUGUGUUAGAGSACAAGGAGCAAAAAGUCCAAAGUGUUUAUUUUACAUGCAUGCAUAUUUUCAUGUGARRCCGCCAUUUUACCACUUCAUUGCCGCUCACACGAUCUUAUAUUUUUGGCCUUUCUGCUGGUGCUAACGCUCCCAAAACGACUUAWAGAUUUCUUCUAUCAUUAGACUAGGCUGUAGUGUGCGGCUAUUGAAAAACGGUAAAACAGAAAUUMUUUAUAAAGGCCGAAAGGAGCUCAAUUUUCAUUUGGGCARAAGCUAUUUCUUUGCUCCCAGUGUUCAGAAGUAGAAGGUUUUGGGCCGCGACGUGUUAUAUUGCAACUAAACACAAAGAUGUUAUGACUUUGUUAUUUGUGAUACUUUGCCUUCCCAUCAACAUGGCGGCCAAUACCUUCACUUCAUGGAAAAAGACACUCCGCACUCAGCAGUGUCCUCUCUGCCGCAAUUCCUCGUUUGUUGACAUUAACGGAGACGGACAAUCCUCURCAGUGGUUGAUAUUGUCUUUAACUACUAUARUCUGCUGGCGGGUAAUAACGCAGACGCACUCCGGCAAAGAAAAUGGAUUUUCGUGUGACAUAUAUAAUAUAUUAGUAUAUUAGCUCUAUUUCAGCUCAUUAUGUUUUCUUUCUAUUUGCUACUGCCCCGUAUCCAGGUCUUUCAAAGGUGAUUACGUGACAUCGAGUAAGGUUGAAAAAUAGAGUUUAAAAAGUAUGUAAAAACGUUAUAGAAAAUAUGAAAUAUUACCCAAAUGUAGAGACUAAAGUUUUAACAAUUGUAGAUAUAUAAGUGACAAUAAAAUGAGAUUUAAACUUGG